CCUCCCCCCUAUUCCUCCUCCCUCCUCCUCCUCCCUGCAUCUCCUCUCUGUGCUCUCGACAGGCGGCAGGAUGGACGUCGUAAAUCAGCUGGUGGCUCAGGGGCAGUUCAGGGUGCUGAAGCUUCCUCUGGGCUUCAUCAAGGCCUUAGAAUGGUUGUUCGCCAUCUUUGCCUUCUCCACCUGUGGGAGUUAUUCCGGGAUGUUCCGGGUGAAGGUGGAGUGUAAGAACCGGACGGAAAGCAACCUGAAUAUAGAGGUGGAGUUUGAGUAUCCGUUCAGACUGCACCAGGUGUAUUUCGACGCCCCGACCUGUAAGAAAGGGGGGACGGAGCGUUGCUUCCUGGUCGGCGACUACUCCUCCUCGGCCGAGUUCUUCGUCACCAUCGGCGUGUUCGCCUUCCUCUACGCCACGGCGGCGCUCAGCAUCUACGUCUUCUUCUUCGAGAAGUACAAAGAGAACAACAAAGGACCGCUCAUCGACCUCGGUGUGACCGCCGUCUUCGCCUUCAUGUGGUUGGUGAGCUCUGCGGCGUGGGCCAAAGGUCUGUCUGACGUGAAGACGGCGACCGACCCGGACGAGGUCAUCACCUUGAUCUCGGCCUGCAGAGAUGAAGGCGAGGGGCACAGCUGCCGUGAAGUCCACGACCCGGUCAUGUCUGGACUCAACACCUCCGUGGCUUUCGGCUUCAUCAACCUGAUCCUGUGGGUGGGCAACCUGUGGUUCGUCUUCAAGGAGACAGGCAUCAUCGCUCCCUUCAUGCGUGCUCCGCCUCCUCAGGACAAGCCCGCCGCACCGGACGCCUACGGCCAGCAGGGGGCGUACGAACAAGACCCGUACGCAAGCAACCAGGGAGGCUACCAACCCGACUACAACCAGGAUGCAGAGUACGGCCAGCAGGGCUACGGCCAGCAGGGGGCGCCCACCUCCUUCUCCAAUCAGAUGUGAAGUGACAGGAAGCAG
Messenger RNA from Labrus mixtus (cuckoo wrasse), 961 nucleotides. Its product is annotated as synaptophysin-like. The transcript has 7 exons. The record is from RefSeq and is a predicted model, not a curated record. Bases 71 to 946 code for a protein of 291 amino acids. NCBI's taxonomy places the organism in Eukaryota, Metazoa, Chordata, Actinopteri, Labriformes, Labridae. Gene Ontology annotation, cellular component: synaptic vesicle membrane; presynaptic active zone; synaptic vesicle.